CCAUAUAUGGCUAAAGGUAAAGCUGCUGCGAUAGAAGGCGGCUGGUGUUGUGUUGAAUUGAUCAUUGUACAUAUCCUGCGUAAUAUCUUUGAUGAAAACCUUCAGCUAUGGGUUGCUGUUCUGUAAGAAAGGUUAUUGGCGUUAUACAGGUUUUACAAAUUAUAUCAACUGUGGAAAGACAAGUCUUUGACUUUCUCGGGUUUAUGUGGGCGCCAAUUCUGGGAAAUUUUAUUCAUUUGUGUUUUGUUGUGGUUGGACUCUUUGGGGUCGUACAAUAUCGUUCAAAGUACGUUAUUACGUAUGGUGUCUGGUGUUUGGUAUGGCUUGGAUUAAAUCUCUUUGUCAUUUCACUGUAUUUGGAAAUAGGAGCUGUCACUUAUACCAAUGAUUGGUUAAGCUUCAAAACAAAUCAUCUGAGUUGGUUUAAGGAAAAUGGAUUUGGCUGCACCACACGGCAUGAAGGCACUAAAGGAAACAGUACAAAUGGACUAAAUUAUUCUUCUACAUCAUCUGGUUGUCUUCUUGACUUUGAGUACAUUGAGACAAUUCAUGCUGGUGUUCAAUGUAUGUUGUCCAUUCUGGUAUUUCCAUUGGCAUUUUUCCUUGCAAAGAAUUUGCAUGAAGAAGAUGACAGAUUUGACUUCAUUGGUGGCUUUAAUUCUCACUCAGCCUAUGAACCUCCUUCAAAAUCUUCUCGACUACAAAUGCAGCCACUAACAGCGUAGAUGAUGUUUCAAUUGGCAAGAAAUUGGAUAACAAGUUUCACGUGAUUAUAUCCCUUGAAUACAGUUUGAAUUGAAUUCUUUGUCUGGAAUUUAAGUUAUGAUAAUUUAAUUGAGGUCAAUGUUUUUUCAUUAUUCUCAAAAAAUCAUUUCAUGGUACACUUUUGAAAAUUUUACGAUUUUUACUUUAUAUGUUUUUAAAACAAUAUUAUUUAGUACCACUAGUAUGGUACAAUAAGGAGUAAUAUAUUACAUCUCUUGCUACUUGGGGAUCAUUGACUUUAUGUAAAUUUUUGAGGUGUAACUAUAGUAAAGUAUGAAGAUUUCAAAGAAAAGAGUAUGUCAUUGUAUGGCAUGUAAACUAGGUCAGGUGUUUUCUAAAAUGAAAAUUAAAUUAUUUGCUAAUAUUUUAA
Xenia sp. Carnegie-2017 is the source of this 1135-nucleotide messenger RNA. RefSeq names its product sodium/potassium-transporting ATPase subunit beta-1-interacting protein 1-like. Gene Ontology annotation, biological process: regulation of sodium ion transport. The coding region runs from base 108 to 725 and encodes 205 amino acids. NCBI's taxonomy places the organism in Eukaryota, Metazoa, Cnidaria, Anthozoa, Malacalcyonacea, Xeniidae. The transcript has 8 exons. The record is from RefSeq and is a predicted model, not a curated record.